This is a messenger RNA of Pteronotus mesoamericanus, 1281 nucleotides long. RefSeq names its product sarcoglycan delta (gene SGCD). Bases 198 to 1067 code for a protein of 289 amino acids. Lineage: Eukaryota; Metazoa; Chordata; Mammalia; Chiroptera; Mormoopidae. Gene Ontology annotation, biological process: heart contraction; cardiac muscle tissue development. Gene Ontology annotation, cellular component: sarcoglycan complex; sarcolemma. The record is from RefSeq and is a predicted model, not a curated record. The transcript has 8 exons.
UGCUGUUCAGGAAAUUCUUCAGGCAUGGGCAGGGACUUGGCUGCAGUUCCACAGUUGGAAAAUCUGACUGGGGCAGCUUCUGAACACAGGCUGGGCCUGCUCACACUCGGCCCUGCGGCCGCCUCCUUCCCAGCCUCCCGGCACCCUCCCGGCCGAGGGCGCGUCUCCUCAGCUGCUCUGGGAGGCAGACGAGAGAGAUGCCUCAGGAACAGUACACACACCACCGGAGCGUCAUGCCUGGUUCCGGGGGGCCACAGGUGUACAAAGUGGGGAUUUAUGGCUGGCGGAAAAGAUGCCUGUAUUUCUUUGUCCUGCUCCUGAUGAUUUUAAUACUGGUGAACUUGGCCAUGACCAUCUGGAUUCUCAAAGUCAUGAACUUCACAAUUGAUGGAAUGGGGAACUUGAGAAUCACAGAAAAAGGCCUAAAGCUAGAAGGAGACUCAGAAUUCUUGCAACCUCUCUACGCCAAAGAAAUCCAGUCCCAACCGGGUAAUGCUUUGUACUUCAAAUCAGCCAGAAAUGUGACCGUGAACAUUCUCAAUGACCAGACUAAAGUGCUAACUCAGCUGAUAACAGGUCCGAAAGCUGUAGAAGCUUAUGGCCAAAAGUUUGAAGUAAAGACAGUUUCUGGGAAACUGCUCUUCUCGGCUGAUAACAACGAGGUGGUAGUCGGAGCCGAGCGAUUACGAGUCUUAGGAGCAGAGGGCACAGUGUUCCCUAAGUCUAUAGAGACCCCUAACGUCAGGGCAGACCCCUUCAAGGAACUAAGAUUGGAGUCCCCAACCCGGUCUCUGGUGAUGGAGGCCCCAAAAGGAGUAGAAAUAAAUGCAGAAGCCGGCAACAUGGAAGCCACCUGCAGGACAGAGCUGAGACUGGAGUCCAAAGAUGGAGAGAUUAAGUUAGAUGCUGCGAAAAUCAAACUACCUAGACUGCCUCACGGAUCCUACACGCCCACAGGAACGAGGCAGAAGGUCUACGAGAUCUGCGUCUGCGCCAACGGAAGAUUAUUCCUGUCCCAGGCAGGGACCGGUUCCACUUGUCAGAUAAACACGAGUGUCUGCCUUUGAGAGACUCUCCAUAGUGGACAUUGUUGGCAGCGGAAGGCCUUUUUCUGGCUUGAGACACUGGCUGCCAGCUAUUUUUACUAGAACACAGAAAGCCUAUCAAAGACCUUGGGUGUGUGCGCGUGUGCGUGUAUACGUGUGAAUGUGUUUGCGUGUGUGGGUGGAUAUAAAUAUAUAUAAAUAUAUAUAAAUAAAUAUAUAUAUCCUCUGUAUAAAA